Emiliania huxleyi CCMP1516 is the source of this 300-nucleotide messenger RNA. RefSeq lists its product as hypothetical. The coding region runs from base 1 to 300 and encodes 99 amino acids. The transcript has a single exon. NCBI's taxonomy places the organism in Eukaryota, Haptophyta, Isochrysidales, Noelaerhabdaceae. The record is from RefSeq and is a predicted model, not a curated record.
AUGGCGGCGGCCUCUCUGCAGCCGUAUCAGCGCCGCCCACCCGGCGCGCCCCGCGCGCUGUGCAUCCGCCCGCCGCCGGCCGGUGCGAGGCCGACGGGCGGCGGCGGCGGCGGCGGCGGGUGUGGCCGCGGGCCACAGGGGGAGCGCUGCGGCGGCGGAGGCGGAGCGCCGCCCCGCGGGUGCGCGCCUCCUCGUUGCGGCGGCGGCGGAGGUGGGGGAGCGGAGCUGAAGGCGGAGGGGCGCCCUCCCCUGUCCCCUCCCCUGUCCGUGCCUCCCCUGUCGGAGCCUCCUGAAGGGUAG